Amphibalanus amphitrite is the source of this 861-nucleotide messenger RNA. Its product is annotated as protein transport protein SEC31-like. The record is from RefSeq and is a predicted model, not a curated record. The transcript has a single exon. Lineage: Eukaryota; Metazoa; Arthropoda; Thecostraca; Balanomorpha; Balanidae. The coding region runs from base 1 to 861 and encodes 286 amino acids.
AUGCCCGGCCGCGAUCCGUUCUCCGUGCCGGCCGGAGCGCGCUCCUGGCUCAGCGAUGUGCUCGAGAGCUCGCCGGCGCCGGCGCCCGUGCCGGCGCCGGCCGGUGUCGUGUCCAGACUUGUGCACUCGUUCGAGCGAGGUGAGUUCGCGCCGGAAGAGUCACCGCCGCCGGCGCGACGCGAGGCGCCCGCUCAGGACGUCCACGCGGACUACAGGAGCAUGAUCGCCGCGCUGGAUCGCUAUAUCGAGGCGCGUGACCAGCGCCGCGCCGCCGCCGCUGCCGCCGAGCCGGCUGGCCGCACACCGUCGCCGCUUCCCUCUGCCGGCUCCACGCCUCCCGAGGUACGCCGGAUCACGGGGAAGCCUCCUCGGCCGCGUCGCGCCGCGUCUCCCGCUCGACCUCAGCCGGCGCCACACCAGCCCCCUCCGUCAGUGAGCGUGACUCCUCCGGUACCUCGUGUCGGCGUGUCACCACCGGCGCUCUACCCAACCGCGUACCCGGCAGCCUACCUGGCCACGCCGCAGUACGCCCAAUACGCCCAGUACGCGGCGCAUCCAACACACCCUUCAUAUGCGCACCUGGCUCCGAUACCGUCUGUCGCUUCUGUGGCCUACGGGGGACCGUGUGCGCCUCUCUCCCAACUGGCGCCGCUGGGGUACGAGCCCGGCUGGGCGGACCAGCCGACCAGGAAGAGAUCUUCCAGCUUCGACUCAGCGCUGGAGGAGAUCAGAGCCCGCUACGGCAGUGGGGAGAGCCUCUGCUGGCCGGCGGCGCCACACUGCGCCGGAGGAUGGGGUGGAUCCUGUGGAAACAUCGCAGGAUGUAAGGUCAGUGGAAGGUCAAGGGCUGUGGGUCGGUGA